AUGGUGGGCUUAUUUAGCGGUUUCCGAGGAACUAGAAACAUUGGAAAUAUCAACUUUGCUUAUGUGAAGGCAAGACCGUCAACAGCGGUGUCUCCCACGUCCACGGAUGGAGAGAGCCUCAGGAGAUACCUGAAGGAGCAGGAACUGGAGGAGUUCUACUCGACCUAUGACGUGUGGACGGGGAUUCGAACCGCCGUUACUCUGGCCCUCUUCUUCAUCUUUACGGUUACUCUCAUCCUGUACAAGAGCAAGUGCAAGCCUCGCCGGAAAUACGAGCCAUACCCCAGCCUGGAGGACAUGCCCGGCCGACCACUAGACUACUGCGACUAUUGGUGCCCCAGCCCACUCAGAUGUGAUAGUGACAGUGGCAUACGAACCCUUUCCUCCCUCAAUCUCUUCUUUCCAUCGUUCCACCGCCUCUCUCACUCCUCCAUAUCCCGCAGGGUGAAGAGUUUGCCGGGUAGUGUUAUGCGGAUCAACUCCUCCCGCAAUUCUUCCUUUGAGGGAGAUGACGCAUCCCAGGUCACCGGGCACUCGGUUCGCUCGGAGUUCCUGUCUGUGCCAGGAGUAAGACUACAGUCAACUGGAUCCAGCAGUGAUGGAUACAGUGCGGGAUCCUCUACGCAUGAUUUGUCAGGGGAAAUGACGGCAAUGGCCCUACUUGGCGUUCCAGGCCUAGGUCCCCGUGGCAACAAGCCGGUGCUCCAGCUGGGUGGGAUGGAUUGGGAUAGCGACCAUGCCACCGCUGAGUGGAUCCAGACCAUCGAUAUCAACGUCAUUCAACCCACGCCUAACAUCUCCCCAUGCGGGUCAGUUCGCAGCGUCUCGGACAACACUGAAUUGUCUCGGUUGCCACUACCUGGUCGGGUUCGUGUUGCUUCCGUGGUUUCCUUAGAUUCGCCAGAAUUUGACAAUCGGUCUAUUGGAUCUGAUUCAGUUUUCAUGGAAGAUUCAAUGGGCGAUUUCAGCAGUUUGUCAGAAAGUAUAGAUAGCGGAACCCCUUCGCUCCAGGCAUCAUCACGCUCAAUGCUCACUCCAUCACCCAGGAGUUCACUUCGCAAGGUCCAAUCAUUCCGUCUAGGCAUUAACCCAUCUGCUUCUGCUGCUUCUUCAGCCUCGCCUGUGCCCACCCGUGUCCCAACUCUUGCUGAUCUGCAUCGCCCACGCGACCAACGGAGUCGCCAGAAACUUCUUAAGCGACAACAGGUGCAAGACAUUCCUGUGCCUAGUAUUACACGUUCUGGUCCCGCCUUGUCGUCACUGCUUGUGCCUAAUCUAGGAGGUCACUUAAAUGCCUCCUGUGAGCGCUUAGCAGCUCAUUCUGCAGUGUUGGCUGAAAGCGAAAUGGGCAGCAGCUUCGGAUCCAAUUCUUUAACUCCAGCUGGCAGUACUGAGGAAGAGCCCAUGUGCGCCGUAUACACAGUGCCGUCGUUACGUCGGUGUAACUCAGCCACGACACCUGGCCAGAAGGAAGAGGCAGCAGGUUGGAAAAGGGCGGACAGUGCCCAGAAUCCUUCUGUGCGACGAGCAGACAGCGCCUCAGGUCCUCAACGGCAAUCAAGUGAGUCAUCCAGUGGAUCUGAUGAUGCUAGUGAGUCUGUAUCAUUUCAUUUGAUGGUGCCAGCACUUAGUAUAGACAACCCUAGUAACGACACCAGUCGAGCCUCCUCUCCAACUCUCUCUCCACCCAGUUCACCGAAUACUUCGCCACCUCCAACUGUAUUUCCUGCAAGUCCACAGCAUCCACGUGUUUCAGAAGGGCCAGUCACAGACACGCUCACACCAACAUCGGGUCUAGGGAGGGGUCUGAGAGGCAAUGGUGGACGACGAGUGCUACGACGGCAGUACAGCCAGUGCAUACCACCGAGUCCUGCACUGUCACGUGAGAUUCCUGCCCCCACGUCUCUCCCGACAUAUGUUGAGGAAAAUGAUGCCGACGAAGAAUUUUCCUUUCCAGCAGCACCACCUCCCUCGCCCUUCAGAGCCGGUCAUUCUUUAUUUUUCCGUCGAGAUUCUGGGCCUCCCUCCCCCCUUGUUGCAGCUCACCAUGUCAACCGCCAGGACUCAGGCCCCUCCCCGCCUCUCUUAUCUCCACAUUACCUCAAUCGUCAAGACUCCGGCCCUUCACCACCUCUCUUAACCCCUUAUUACAUUAACCGGCAAGAUUCUGGUCCCUCGCCGCCCAUUUUAUCUCCUCAUCACCUUAACCGGCAAGACUCUGGUCCUUCACCCCCUCCUCCAUCUCCAUAUUAUCUGAACCUUCAAGAACCUGGGGUAUCUCCACCCGUUUUAUCUCCCAACCACUUAAGGCGUCAAGACAGUGGAAUGUCACCAUCCCCAAACCACUUCCUUCGUCAAGAAUACAGAUCUUCCCCUUCUCCUAAUCAAUUUCACCGGCAAGAGUUCGGUAUUUCUCCAUCCCCUAACCACUUCCACCGUCAAGAUUUUGGAAUCUCACCUUCGCCUAACCACUUCCACCGUCAAGAAUACGGAAGUUCACCUUCACCUAACAACUUCUACCAUCAUGAAUUUGGAAUGUCUUCAUCCCCUAGCCACAUCCACCGUCAGGACUAUGGAACUUCUCCAUCCCUUAUACUUUCCAUCGUCAAGAGUUCGGCCUUUCACCAUCCCCUAACUACUUCCACCGUCAGGACUACGGAUCGUCUCCUUCCCCUAACCACUUCCACCGUCAGGACUACGGAUCUUCUCCAUCCCCUAACCAUUUCCACCGUCAAGACUCAGGAACUUCCCCGUCUCCUAGCACUUUUAGCAGCCAUCUUGACUCCGAAACUUCCCCUUCUCCUAACAAUUUCAGCAACCUCCAAGACUCAAGCUCAUCAUCACCCCGCUCAAAAAGCUGUCAGCACUCCCAACAAGAUUCCAGCCCAUCAUCGUCCCUUCGUUCACCUCCAUAUGAGCUUCACCAUGGAGACUCCAGCCCACCCUCGCCCACUCCUCCCAGAGGUCGCUCUCUUCAUCGUGAUGAUUCCAGUCCACUUUCACCCACCGAGCUUCACAGUAGUGAAUCAAGUCCGGUGCCAGUGGAACAACUAGCAACAAGCCCACCAGCUCUAGAACAACUAGCAGCAGGCACACCAUCUAUGGAUCAAACAUUAACAAGCCCGUCUUCUAUGGAGCAGACAGAUACCCAUAAAAAAGAAUCCAAGGA
Cherax quadricarinatus is the source of this 3169-nucleotide messenger RNA. Lineage: Eukaryota; Metazoa; Arthropoda; Malacostraca; Decapoda; Parastacidae. The record is from RefSeq and is a predicted model, not a curated record.